This is a messenger RNA of Colletotrichum phormii, 1311 nucleotides long. RefSeq lists its product as uncharacterized. Lineage: Eukaryota; Fungi; Ascomycota; Sordariomycetes; Glomerellales; Glomerellaceae. The transcript has 5 exons. The record is from RefSeq and is a predicted model, not a curated record. The coding region runs from base 439 to 1311 and encodes 290 amino acids.
GCAGAACAGGUCACUGCGCCAGAAGUCCGCAGCACGAAAGUCUGCCCCAAUGACGCAGCCGCGAUCUUGGAAACAGCACUCUCUGCACUACCUGAAGGCUUCUUCCGAGUUUCACUUCCUCAAUAGAGAACAAACAUCUUCAACUCGCCGAAUACUUGCCACAUGUGUCUCGACUUGAGGUCCGCUGCCCCUCAUCUUCAAGUUAAUGCAAUAGAAAAUCCGCAAGAGGCGGAUUUCUAAGAAGGCCUCCGAGAAUCCAAGACAGAAUAUCUGCCUCAUGUUCUAAGAUGACGAGCCAAAUCAAGGUCGACUAUAAGUACGGUCAUUUCGUAUCUGGCCUCGAGCUUCAAGACAUUUUGCACAUGUUUAUCAACCAUUCAAUAGCAACAACGCACAACACCCGAUUCCCAUAAAUCUUAAAUCACCAUCACAUCCACCAUGAUUGUAGUCGCAGUCGCCGGAGGCACGGGCGGUGUCGGUAAGACCAUCGUCGAGCAGUUGCAGCUCAGCAAGAAGCACGAGGUGAUCCUGCUCAGUCGCAAGGCCUCUGCCACGCCCGCCUCAGGUGGCGCAAAGAUUGUCCUUGCUGACUACGGCAACAUCGAGGCGCUGUCUCUGCUGCUCGAGGAGCACAAAGUCGAAACAGUCAUUUCCACGAUUGGUCUCAUGGGCGCGGAGGCCAUCCAGUCACAGCUCAACCUCAUCGCCGCAGCCGACAAGGCCAAGUCGACUCAUCGAUUCGUACCCAGCGAGUUCACAGUCUACGUUUCUCCAGACGAUUCUAACGCGGCGGCAUUCGGUGCCUGGCUGGACGCAGCCGCCGCUCUGAAGAAGACUGGCCUGACGCACACUCGUGUCAUCAACGGGUGGUUCAUGGACUACUUUGGCAUGCCGCACACCCCAAGCAACCUCACCCCGCACGCCUGGGCCCUCAUGACCAUGACCUACUCAGUAGACGUAGCUCGCUUCGUCGUCCGCAUGCUCGCCGACACCGACUGGCCCGAAGUCAGCAUCAUCAGCGGCUCAGAUACCACAUUCAACAAGAUACUGGAAAUCGCGGAGAAAGCCACGGGCGCCAAGUUUGACGUCGUCUAUGACGGAGAAGAGAAAUUAAGAAACGGCCAGGCAACCGUCUGGUCGACAGAUUACGGCGCAGGACCGGCAUCGGUGGAGGAGACGCAGGCGAUGAUGGCUCUUUUCGGAUUGAUGAGCGUCAAGGGCCGGAUCCUUGUGCCCGAGGGUAACCGCCUGAAUGACAAGUACCCAGAGAUCCACCCCGUAGGCAUCGAGGAGCUUCUCACCGAGGCCUAG